Aaosphaeria arxii CBS 175.79 is the source of this 840-nucleotide messenger RNA. RefSeq lists its product as uncharacterized. The coding region runs from base 143 to 502 and encodes 119 amino acids. The transcript has a single exon. The record is from RefSeq and is a predicted model, not a curated record. NCBI's taxonomy places the organism in Eukaryota, Fungi, Ascomycota, Dothideomycetes, Pleosporales.
CUCUUCCUGCGUUAUGAUGGAUCUUCUCAUUAGAUCACAUCACAACUUCAAAGCAUUUCGUUCCUUUCCUUUCCUUUCUUUUCCUUUUCAAUUUUCUCUCCUUCACUCAAGCAUAUCUUUUUUUCCGGUAAAAAAAGUAAAAAUGGUUUCUUUCAAGUCUAUCAUUCUCGCUGCAUUCGUUGCAGCCCCUUUGGUCGCUGCUGAAUGCACCAGCUUCCAAGCCGCCCUCGCCUUCGACCAAGGCUCCGGCUUGGAUCCCGCUCGUCACGAAGAGAGCUCGUGGGAUAUUAGCCAAGGCGGCAAGAAUCUUUGCAGUGUUGUCAUGGCGAAGACAAGCAACGGCAAGCAGGACUGCAACGACCCUGGAUCCAGCGUUGAGUGGCAGUUCGAAGGCGAGCAGAGCAAAGGAUCGGCUACAUACUGCCCCGGAAAUGGUGCUUGGUACGUUGUUUUUGUUCAUCUCAUAAUACGCGGAUUGGCUUCGGUAUGCGGAUCUGGCUGACAUUGCUCAACAACAGUGUUACCGCGUCUUUUGGACCUACCGAUUGGACGUGCAGGACUGGGUGCGUGGCUUGCGAUAAACCCAAGAAGGCAGAUUGCAUCUGCAAUGCUUGCUCUGGCUUCAAGCAGGUGUGCUGAUUGUCCUGAUCCUGACCUUUCUGAGAUGGGGUUUUGUCUGGGAAUAGAAGGAGAUGUAGGGAUGGGACAUUGAGCAUUUCUUUGGGCGUUAUCUACAUUCGAUUCAGACGUGUUCUUACGGAAGAAUUUCAAAUGAAUUCAGUUGCAUCGAUUGAUUAGUUGACUUCUUGCAUGGGAAUGAAUUGAGAUGAAUUGAUCGUG